UUGCGGAAGAAAUGGCCCAGAAAUAGAGGAGAAAAGCGGUUCUCAGCAGUUCUCCGCAUCCUGCGGUACUUCAAUACAGCUUCGUGCACUUCGUUAGUUAGGAUUUGCGUCUGUGCACAAACAGUGUUUGGGUUUCCACGCAAAAGCUGGUAUUUUCCUCUCCGAAGCAGCGUAAGAGCUCCAUGCUUUCCCCAAGGCAGCCCUUUAAAGUGUCCAGGGCUACAGGGUGGAUAGAUGAUAGAUGAGCACUCUCAUCCCCUCAGGAUUUCUCUGUCGGUGAAGACUCGGCCUUUGAGGAGGACAAAGGAUAGUCAGCCAGUCCUGAUCACCUGAUCACCACUAUGUCAGCCCUAGACCCUUACCAGUACAUCAUCGUAGAGCAGCAGUACUCUCAUAAAUUCAAAGUGAAAGUGCUACGGGCAGAAAAUGUCACCAAAGGAGCUCUGGGUGACUUGUUGGACACUCCAGACCCCUAUGUGGAACUGUUCAUUCCUACGGCUCCUGAGAGCAGGAAGAGAACCCGGCACAUAGAUAAUGACAUUAACCCAGAGUGGAAUGAGAGCUUUGAAUUCAUACUGGACCCCAACCAGGACAACGUUCUGGAGUUGACUUUGAUGGACGCUAAUUAUGUGAUGGACGAGACACUGGGGUCGGCAUCGUACAACGUUUCCAAACUCAAAGUGGGACAAACGGAACUGGUGCCGUUUCUCAUAGGAAAGGCAACCAAUGUGUACCUAGAGCUGAGUCUGGAGGUGUGUUCUGCCAUGGACUUGCGCUUCAGCCUGGCGCUGUGCGACAAGGAGAAGCUGUACAGGCAGAAGCGGAGAGAAAGAGUCAUGCUGGGCAUUAAGAAGCUGCUGGACAUGGAGAAACCUCGCUUUCUGCCUUCUUCCCCCCACGAGGUUCCUGUGAUCGCCGUAGUAGGAUCAGGCGGUGGCUUCAGAGCGAUGGUCGCGUUCUCAGGGGUCAUGAAGGCUCUGUAUGAGUCGGGAGUUCUGGACUGUGCCACUUACGUCGCCGGUCUCUCUGGAUCCACCUGGUAUAUGUCCACGUUGUACUCUCACUCCGAGUUCCCCAAGCAGGGUCCAGAGCAGAUCAACAAGGAGCUGAUGAAGAGUGUGAGCAGCAGCCCUCUCCGACUGCUCCUGCCCCAGCACAUCACCAACUACGUACAGGCUCUGUGGAGCAAAAAGGCCGGAGGACAACCCGUCACAUUCACUGACAUCUUUGGCAUGCUGAUCGGAGAGACUCUCAUUCCCGCUAGAAUGGACACUAAGUUGAGUGAGCUGCAGGAGAAGAUAAAUGAGGCACAGUCUCCGAUGCCUCUCUUCACCUGUCUGCAUGUCAAACCAGAUGUAUCUGAGCUUAUGUUCGCUGACUGGGUGGAGUUCAGCCCCUAUGAGAUUGGCAUGGCUAAAUAUGGCACAUUCAUGACCCCUGACCUUUUUGGGAGCAAGUUCUUCAUGGGAACUGUAGUUAAGAAGUAUGAGGAGAACCCUCUGCAUUUCUUAAUGGGGGUGUGGGGCAGUGCCUUCUCCAUCCUCUUCAACAGAGUGCUGGGGGUGAAGGACGUGCCUGGUGGAAGCACCAUGGAGGAGGAGCUGGAACAGAUAAAGCCGCAGCAUAUCGUAGGGGAAGACAGCCUAGAUGAUGAAGAACCACGCAAAGCUGGAGUGGAGGAUGACCAUCGGCAUGCUCAGGCCAGCUGGAUACAGCGCAUGGUCACCUCGCUGUUCAGCGACUCCAGCCUGUUCAACACGCGCGAGGGCCGAGCCGGAAAAGUGCACAACUUCAUGCUGGGCCUCAACCUGAACGCUAGCAUUCCCUACUCGCCUUUCACUGAGAUCCUGACCCCAAACAGUCCUGAAGAGGAAGUAGACGCUGUCACAGACCCAGACGAGUUUGACCGCAUCUAUGAGCCGCUAGACGUGAAAAGCAAGAAAAUCCAUGUCGUGGACAGCGGCUUGACCUUUAACCUCCCCUAUCCUUUGAUUCUGAGACCUCAAAGAGGCGUUGACCUCAUUAUCUCCUUCGACUUCUCAGCCCGGCCCAGUGACUCAAGCCCCCCUUUUAAGGAGCUUUUGCUGGCGGAGAAAUGGGCACGCAUGAACAAGCUUCCAUUCCCCAAAAUUGACCCCAAAGUGUUUGACCGGGAAGGGAUGAAAGAGUGCUACGUCUUUAAGCCCAGAAAGGGUGACAAGAACUGUCCCACUGUCAUCCAUUUUGUCUUGGUUAACAUAGACUUCAGGAAGUUUAAAGCCCCAGGAGUUCCUCGGGAGACGGAACAGGAGAAGGAGUUUGCAGACUUUGACAUCUUUGAUGAUCCUCAGACGCCGUACUCCACCUUUAACUUCCAGUACUCCAACCAGGCUUUCACCCAGCUCCAUGACCUCAUGGAGUUCAACACACUCAACAACAUAGAGGUGAUUAAAGAGGCCAUAAAAGACAGCAUUGUGUACAGGAAGGAGAAUCGAACUCGCUGCUCCGUGUCCCUCUCCCUCAGUGAGAUCCAGAACAAGAGGUUUCUGAAGAGAGAUACCAGGGGACAGGCCCAUAAGUGAAUCAGAGGAGGAUUCUGACACGUCAGCCGUAGGUGUUGCAGGACAAGCCGUUUCUGGGAAUACAAGUUCUUUGGGAAAGAGUUACCACUGACGUUACUGCCUAAUUAUCAAUAUCUGCUCUAACUGAAUUCUAAAUUAUUUCAAAUAAUUGGGCUUUGCCUGAGGAAAAAAACUGCACCUUGUUCCACAACACAGGUGUCACAGGUGUUGCAUGUUUACAGAUGUCGCACAUCUCAUUGAGCACAUUUCGCUUUUUUAUUCACUUACAUCUCCAUGAAAUGUGAAUUAAGAAACUCGGUACAGUUACUCAUGAAACAGACAACUCAAGGAGUUCUCAGCCAUGGAAUCGGAGACUGAUGCGACUUUAGGGCUUGAGGCUGUAGCCUUUUAAAAGUCCUACUAAAGAAUGCUAAGGUUCAGAAGUAGUAGUGCGAGUGCACUGGGACUCCUAAGUGCAUUCGAAUUGUAAACAAACCUUCAUGAUAAACCUUCUCAAUCAAGUCUCUCUGCACUGGUGUACAGUAGCAGUGCUUCCCUUGUAUUAAUUAUUAUUUUACUUUUAUUUGUUUGCAUAAUUCGAUCAUUAAGAUUUCAUUCAUAAGAAGUCCUUCAGAGUGUUUUGGGGUGAAACGGUGGAUUGUAAACUUGCUGACUUUGGGAUUUCUUUACAGUGGUAGCGAUAGGAACCUGGGGUCGUAUUACAGAAACCUCCUAUCUUUGCUGUCUUAAGUUAAGGUCUGACUGGUCAAGAUAGGAUUUUUCACCAGUUUGUAUUACAGAAGCAAAACUUAUCUUAAUUUAAGAAUCUUAUCUUAUCUUACAGCAUCUUUUCUUACCUCAAGUUAGGAAAUCUUAACUUACUCGAUCGACACUAUCGUGUCUGUUGCCUAGCAACCGACCAUAUGCGCAGAGUUGAAAUUUAAAACGUAAUCCAGUUAGUUAGCCAGACAGCUAACGUUAGCUACCGUUACUGAUGUAACAAAGGUCAAAUAAAACUAAAGCAUGAUAAACUGUAAGUUGUGAUUACUGUG
Colossoma macropomum (tambaqui) is the source of this 3592-nucleotide messenger RNA. It is a transcript of the gene pla2g4ab, whose product is annotated as phospholipase A2, group IVAb (cytosolic, calcium-dependent). The record is from RefSeq and is a predicted model, not a curated record. NCBI's taxonomy places the organism in Eukaryota, Metazoa, Chordata, Actinopteri, Characiformes, Serrasalmidae. The transcript has 18 exons. Bases 342 to 2561 code for a protein of 739 amino acids. Gene Ontology annotation, cellular component: Golgi apparatus; nucleus; endoplasmic reticulum. Gene Ontology annotation, molecular function: calcium ion binding; calcium-dependent phospholipid binding. Gene Ontology annotation, biological process: glycerophospholipid catabolic process.